Molecule: messenger RNA, 1170 nt
Organism: Papaver somniferum (opium poppy)
Lineage: Eukaryota; Viridiplantae; Streptophyta; Magnoliopsida; Ranunculales; Papaveraceae
Product: pheromone-processing carboxypeptidase KEX1-like
Exons: 1
Coding region: 174-878 (234 amino acids)
Source: RefSeq, a predicted model, not a curated record
CAAGGUUAGAUAGAUACCGACUCAAAAAACCUUCCGCACCAAGUCUUCCAUUUUACUCUCUCUCACUCUAUAUCCACAUCACAUCCAGAUCUAACAAGAACUCUGUAAUUUUACAGUUUUCUUUGAACAACAAUUAACCAAAAAAAAUCAAGAAAACCCAGAAAUCAAAGAAUAUGAAGAGAGAAGGAAGACAACAACAUGGAUAUGUGAGAAACUAUUUGAUUUUACCAGCACAAUUGAACAACAAUUCAUCAUCAACUAGGGGAGUUUUGAAUUCAUCAAGUCCUCCUUUAGGUGGUAGUGGUGGAUUGAUGAACAAGAUAUCAACAUCACCAACAGCAGGAGCCAAACCUUGGAAGUGUGCAGGUAAAUAUAAAACAAGAGAUAGAAUCCCAAAAAAUAUUAAAGGUACACAGAAACUGAAAUCUCUUGAUGUUGCUAUGAAUCAUAAGUUAAUUUCAUGGCGUGUUGUUGAUAAAGGUUGUGAUUUGAAUUAUAGAGGGAUUUCUGCUACUGAUAUGUUAGUUCAAUUAAAUAAUCGUGAUCGUGAUUACUGGGAUGAUGAUGAGCAAGAUCAGGAUCUGAAUAAUCAGAAUCAUAAUCAUGAUUAUUAUGAUGAUGAUGUAUAUAAUAAUACUGUUUAUGAUGUUAAAAAUGAUGUUGAUAAUGAAGAUUUAGGAACUGAAUUAACAAAGUUAGGUCUCGUUCGUUUGGUUAUGAAACAAGAAGAAGGGGAAUCCAGUACUUCUGGGACUACUGAAUCUGACGAUGAUGAAGAGGAGGAUUACGAGGAUGAUGAUCACAUGAGUUUCUGUGAUGUAGGGUUUGUGGUGGAUCAACUUGACGAAGAAGAUUGGUGUUUAGUUGAAGAAAUGUGAAUAUUUGGGGGAAUCUAACCUUUAAUUUCUGUUAAUAAAAAAACAACAACAAAAUUAUUAGUUUAAAAAAGGAGGGGAGGAGAGAGAGAUUUGAUUUGUUUAUUUUGAUUAUCAUUAUCAUCUUUCUCUCUUGGUUGCUUUGUUCAUUUAUCUUUAAAUUUGGAUUUGUAAUUGAAAAUUGGAAACCUCGAUUUACUUUGGUUCUGUUCAGUUGGUACCUGUUAUUUGAAUUGAAUAACACUACUGUUUGUUCUUAUCAAGAACCAAACAGUACUUUGUUUAUUUGUGCUUA